Molecule: messenger RNA, 3286 nt
Organism: Anopheles stephensi (Asian malaria mosquito)
Lineage: Eukaryota; Metazoa; Arthropoda; Insecta; Diptera; Culicidae
Gene: mnd
Product: Y+L amino acid transporter 2
Exons: 8
Coding region: 1054-2553 (499 amino acids)
Biological process (GO): amino acid transmembrane transport
Cellular component (GO): membrane
Molecular function (GO): L-amino acid transmembrane transporter activity
Source: RefSeq, a predicted model, not a curated record
GUGAGUACAGCCGCGCCGAACCACAUGUGCUCGCGAGCUCGGUCGGCCUUUCCGUUCUUCCGUUCCGACGACUGUGUGUUUGCGCAUGGAGCUCCUAGGCCUUUUUGGAGCGAACGUGUGCGUUUCAUUCCGUGUUUGAAAUUGCUGCCGUGCCGGGGGUUGUCGUGCGGUCGGACACACUGUUGCUGGCACACUGCUUAGAAUGCGAAUCGGUCUCCCGGUACGCGGUACGCUUCCCAUUCUGAUGCUUCCGCUGUAGACUAAUUCCUUUCGGGGGUUUUUGAGUUUUAGUUUUGCUGUGCUCCCGUUCCUCCCCGUGCGUUCGCCAUUUACUCGCGGUUCGGUUCCGGUUCAUUUAUGUUGGAAGUUAAAACGUGUUAAUUCGGCGAGAGAUUUUCGUUUCGGAGAUUUAGUGCAAAGGUAUUAGGGAGCCGGGCGUUACGUACGUGGUACGGUUGCCAUCGCAUGCGGCUCAACGUCAGCACCGUGUUCCAGCAGCAAUAAUACCAGCAAGAGCACCAUCAAGCAGUCCCCUUUUUCCGGCACAUUCGCGUACUGGACCCCCGGACGAGAGCGAGCGCAAGAAUAGCCGCCGUACAGACACGCGUCGAUAUUAUUGCAUCAGCACGUACCACGGACCCGUGCGCCGCGCUACUUCCACCUUCUUGACGUACGCCGCCCUUUUUUGUUUGGGAAGAACGCCAAAAGAACACACGAACGCGUACGCAGCAGCAGCAUUCGGCACACAACAUGUUGCUGCCACCGUACAGCAUAAACCCGGUGCUUUUGGAUCGAAACAUUCACACGCGCUAGCUCGCCAAGUACAGGCGUGGUGCGACCGCUCUACUCACGCUCAGUGCCUUUACGAACUGCUAUGGUGCCUUUCUCGGGUUAGUGUUGUGCUUUGCGUGUGUCAGUGUCAUAGUGUGUGGUGAAAGUGUUAUCUCGUGGAGCAUAUCUCCAAAAACCCUUAUCUGUGCCGUGUAGUUCAGUAGAGCCGGCAAUCGAAGAUCUUGACGUGACGUGAUUGAGUGUAUCGAUUGAGUGUUCACGAUGGCCAAAGUCGGUGAUGUGGACAACCGGCCGGUACAGCAAGGUUUCCGGCGCGAAAGUGAUGAGGGAGGCGCGGUGGCCGGCAAGGAAGGCGGUGGCGAUGGGGGCAUCGAGAUGAAGAAGGAGCUGGGCCUGAUGGACGGUGUGGCGAUCAUUGUCGGUGUGAUUGUUGGGGCCGGUAUCUUUGUGUCGCCCAAGGGUGUGCUGCUCUACUCCGGCUCGAUUGGUGUGGCCAUCAUCGUGUGGAUAUUGUCCGGCGUGCUCAGUAUGGUGGGAGCGCUAUGUUACGCCGAGCUAGGCACGAUGAUACCAAAGUCUGGAGGCGAUUACGCAUACAUUGGCGAAGCGUUCGGACCACUGCCGGCGUUCCUGUACCUUUGGGUGGCACUGUUGAUUCUCGUCCCGGCGGGAAAUGCCAUCACGGCGAUCACCUUCGCCCAGUAUCUGCUGCAACCGUUGUGGCCCACCUGUGAGCCACCGUACGAAUCGGUGCGACUGCUGGCAGCGGUAAUAACCUGCCUGCUUACCGCCAUCAACUGUCGCAACGUUAAAUGGGUGACGCGCGUGACGGAGACGUUCACCGGGAUGAAGGUGUUGGCGCUGCUGGUAAUUACCGGUGCCGGUGCCUACCAUCUGAUGAGUGGAAACACGGAGCUACUCGAGGCCCCGUUCGCCAACUCGAAGAUACAGCCAGGAUUCAUUGCGGUCGCUUUCUAUAAUGGGCUGUUUUCGUACUCGGGCUGGAACUAUCUUAACUUUGUGACGGAAGAGCUCAAAGAUCCCUACCGAAAUUUACCCCGUGCCAUCUGUAUCAGUAUGCCGGUCGUCACCAUCAUCUAUGUCAUCACAAACAUUGCGUACUUUGCCGUGCUGCCACCAGACGAGAUGCUUUCAUCACAAGCCGUUGCGGUUACAUUUGCGGAAAAAAUGCUCAGCUUUAUGGCCUGGACGAUGCCACUGUUUGUGGCUUGCUCCACGUUCGGAUCGCUCAACGGUGCCAUCUUUGCCUCGUCACGCCUAUUCUUCGUCGGUGCCCGUAAUGGACAUCUACCGGCAGCACUUUCACUGAUCAACAUCAACUGCUUAACACCGAUUCCUUCGCUGCUCUUCUUGUGCGCUCUCACGCUGCUACUGCUCUUCAUCCGAGAUGUGUUUGCGAUCAUCAACUACGUCAGCUACGUGGAGAUUCUGUUCAUCUUUAUUUCAGUGGCAGGUCUGCUGCGGUUACGACAGAAGGCACCCGACGCUCACCGACCCAUCAAGGUCUCGCUAAUCGUGCCGGUCGUGUUCCUGCUGACGGCAGGAUUUUUGGUCAUAUUCUCCGUGUUCGAAUCACCCAUGGAGGUGGGCAUCGGCACGCUCGUAAUUCUGCUCGGUAUUCCCGUGUACUACGUUACGAUCGGAAAGCCCUGGGGUUGGCUGACCCAGAAAUCCCAAACGUUCAAUCGCUUCUGCUCCAAACUGUUCCUAUGUAUGCCCAACAGCGAAAAGCUAGACUAAUGAGUAUAAGCACAAAUCGAAAAGUCUCAAGCUCAAAUUAAUCUCACAACGCUACUACUAUUGUCGAUUACCCAUUUUGCUCACAUAUCAUCAAUACUGUGUAUAUAGACAAUACAACCAAUAGAGAGGGGGAUAAAAAAACGAAGCAACCCCUAUUGCCUUUCUCAAGCGCGUUUUCCUGCAUGUGGUGUCUCGAUAUCCUCAUAGGUGUCUCAUUAGGUGUAUUAAGAAACAGGAUAGCACAAAACACAGGCCUUUGAUAGUCAAAAUUCCUACCCCAAAUAUAGCUGCGUGCACGAUCUCUGCGUACCGAUCGUUUUAAAAAAAAUUGCUCUAGCUCAACAAUUGAUUUCAGUGUACAGGAUGGAUGCAUGAUUACCGCGAUGAAGUAAUAAGUUAAGUCAUAUUUAUCUCAUUUAUUAAAAACCGCCUCUGCCUUGCAUCAGUCUUUGUGUGAUCAAUCGCCCCGUAAAUCAUUAUUGGUCAACAAAAACCUAUUCCAAUUCCGAGAGCUUUGCUCAAACAAAUGCUAGUAUAUAAUCCAUUCGAGAUGCGCCUGCGAGGGGCCGGAGUUCGAGAACCAACAAUAACAAAAUAGAAAGAAAAAGACGUAACAGAAUAACGAAGACUGUUAUCGACUAUACUGAGUAAGGGAUUUUAUACAAUAUAUUUCGAUUUGUAAGGAAUUUGUAAUUUACACCAAUAAAACCAUCAUGUUUAAAGCGCUCUUAUC